Phalaenopsis equestris is the source of this 2072-nucleotide messenger RNA. RefSeq names its product vacuolar protein sorting-associated protein 9A-like. NCBI's taxonomy places the organism in Eukaryota, Viridiplantae, Streptophyta, Magnoliopsida, Asparagales, Orchidaceae. The record is from RefSeq and is a predicted model, not a curated record. The transcript is spliced from 6 exons. Gene Ontology annotation, cellular component: cytosol; endocytic vesicle. Gene Ontology annotation, molecular function: guanyl-nucleotide exchange factor activity; small GTPase binding. The coding region runs from base 264 to 1772 and encodes 502 amino acids. Gene Ontology annotation, biological process: vesicle-mediated transport.
GACAACAAUCUGAAUGAACUGCGUAUAAAACUUCACCCCCACCGGCCAUGCCGCUUUUGAUGCCAGCUGCUAAUGUGUUUCCAGUCGAACUGAUCGCCAAAUGCCUCCUCCCCAGCUUCAGCGACAAAAGAAUUCCUCAAUCGACUGUUUUGAUUCCUUCACCUACUUGAUCGACUACAGAAUCGAUCAUUUAUCUCGUUUUCCACUUUUAUUUACUGUUAAAUCUUUGGCCAUCUCUCGUACUUUUUCCGGCCAUCAUUUCGAUGGACGGCGGGGGUGCAUCGGAUGUUUUUAGUGCUUCAACGGCUCCCCUCGCCUGGCACGAUUUUCUGGAGCGGAUGCGUCAUCCCUCAGCAGCUGACUUCGUCAAAUCCAUCAAGAGCUUCAUUGUAUCCUUUUCAAAUAGAGCCCCAGAUCCUGAAAAAGACAGUGCCGCUGUACAGCAUUUUCUUGCUAAUAUGGAAGAGGCUUUCAGGGCUCAUAUGCUCUGGGCUGGUAGUUCAGAGGAAGAACUUGAAAGUGCUGGUGAGGGAUUGGAGAAAUAUGUAAUGACAAAACUUUUUAAUCGGGCAUUUGCUUCACUUCCAGAGGAUGUGCAACAUGAUGAGGAGCUUUUUGAAAAGAUGGCUCUCCUGCAACAGUUUGUAAGACCAGAGAACCUGGAUAUAAAAGCAGCAUUUCAAAAUGAGACUUCCUGGCUGCUAGCACAGAAAGAACUGCAGAAGAUCAACAUGUACAAGGCUCCUAGAGAUAAACUUGUCUGUAUCCUCAAUUGUUGUAGAGUCAUCAACAAUUUACUGUUAAAUGUUUCUAUUGCUUCAAAUGCAAAUCCUCCCGGAGCAGAUGAGUUUCUUCCAGUCCUCAUAUAUGUUACUAUAAAGGCAAACCCUCCACAGCUUCACUCAAAUCUCUUAUACAUACAAAGAUACAGACGCCAAACUCGUUUGGUCUCUGAAGCAGCUUACUUCUUUACAAACAUUCUAUCCGCAGAAUCCUUUGCAUGGAACAUUAAUGGGGAGUCUCUUUCAAUGGAGGAAACUGAUUUUCAGAAAAAAAUGGAGUCGGCUCGUGCACAACUACUAGGCUUAUCGACGGACACCACUAAUCACAGGAAUAAAACAACUGAGAAUGUCACGGAGCACACAUCAGAUGCAUCAAAAUCUCAAGGUGAGGCAGCCUAUGCUUUCAGGGAGAACAAGGAUCUUGGUAGGGCUCAAUGGAUUACAAGCAGAACUGCCACAUCAGAUUUAGAGAAGAAAGGGGCUGCUGAUCUUCUUAAGAAUGAUAAGCUAACCGAAAAUUUCAAUGAUUACCCAUACUUGUAUGCAAAUGCAGGCGAUCUGACUGUGGAUGAUGUCGAAAGUUUACUCGAUUGCUAUAAAAAACUAGUGCUCAAGUAUGUAUGUCUUUCCAGGGGAAUGGGUAUAAGUGCCUCCUAUGUUGGGGAACCAAAUUCUCAAUUAAAUUCUAAGCUAGAAAAUGCAGGUAGUUUAUUUGAUGUUGCAAAAGGAAAAGUCAGCAAUGGGAGUUAUAAUGAGUCAAGAACAAUAAAUGAUCCUUCAACUAUGACCACAAAUGAUGGUGCACUAAAUAUUACUCUCAGUGAACCUGAUUGGCCUAAAGAUGCUGUACAGGGAAAUCUUAGUGUUUCUGUUGAUGCUGCAAAGGAGGAAAUGAAUAAUAUAAAUGAUACUGAACCCAAGGUUGCUCUAAAUGACCCAGUUGGUCAUACAAGUACCGAAAAAGCAGAGUUGCGAUUUGCUAGGCCAUGAAAGCAGCAUGCAUAACACUGUUUCAAAUUGGAAAAACUGAGAAUUGGAAGAAGUUUGGAUUGCUGCGUUCAAACACAUUGUUUGUGCCAUUUUGCUUCUUAGUGCAAACAAUUGUAUGUACUAUAGUUUUUUUUUUAUGAAUUAGUACAUUUUGUGGGUCAUCAUGAUUGCACUUCCAGUAUGCUGUUAGUUUUGAUUCAAGUUAAUUCCCUCCAACCUUCAUGGAAGCCUUGGUAAGUUGUCGCGACUCGUAGCCGACUUUCCAGUGUAAUUAUAAUUGUAAGCUUGUGGACUAUUCAU